AACCAGGGAAGAAAUUCGUACUUUUUUUUAUUUAUUAUUACAUAGGAACUUCAACCACCAACAAGCCUUUCGAACUCCUUGGUGCGACACCAAACCUACAUAUCAACGUCCUCCCCUUAGGUCUCAUUAAUCAAGUAAAGUCCGGAAUACCAACACAGUUUUUAUGCAUCAGUUGGAUGUUCGAUUGACCCAAUCCCCGAAACACAUCUCCAUUACCAUCCAUAGUUCUCGCUGGCUCACAGAAUAAAUUCUCACCAUCUAUAGGUAGUGCUGGUUCGUGAGUGUACCUACUUAGAAUUGAAGCCCGAUAUUUCUUCUUCCUGCGCGUAGGGGUUAAGAAGUCCGUGCCUUCGCUCGUUGGACGGGGUCGCGGAGGAAACAAGAAGACAACGAGCCGUUCGGAGAUUAGCCUUCGACGAGGCGGCAUCCGGCGACGGAGAUUGCGAGCGGUCGCGAGCAAAAACUAGGGCUCCCAGCUACUGCCAAACUAUCGUGUCUGAGAAGGUCUUCACAAAACGGCUUUGCUCGUUGGACAGGGGGUCGGAGGAAACCAAAAGACGACGAGCCGUUCGGAGAUUCGCCUUCGACGAGGCGACGGAGGCUCUCAAAACUCGCGAGGGAAAGCAGGGCACAGUUGUUCUGUUUUCUUCGCCUGAACAGUGUACUAAAGAUUUUCUUCGCCUGCUUCUCUCAGAUUUUCGUCGCCUGCCUCUCUCAGAUUCGCCGUUCGGAGAUUCGCCUUCGACGAGGCGACAUCCGGCGACGGAGGCUCGCAAGGACUCGCGAGCGAAAGCUAGGGCACAGUUGCCUUUUAAGUUUUAUGGUAUGACGACGUCAUUUUUGUUAUUAAUGGCCUAGGGGGUUAAGAAUGGUAUAAACGAAGAACUGCGGCGAGUCAAUUAAAGUGAAGUGAGAAAGCCCUCGUGUAAUUGUCUUCAUACUAAUCUUUCGCACUCUGGUUCCAAGCUCUUCCCUCGCGCACACCUUAUACCUUUCUUCGUUUAUCAAGAUCGAUCUUACAUUCCGACCGCUUUGGCUGUUUUAGUUUCUGAUUUUUAUUGUAUUUAUUCGCAUAAUUCUCUGCGACUUCGCAUAAAAUCAACACUUUAUGAUCACUAGAAGCCAGACAGCGUCAGCUGCUUACCUGUAUGCCCAGAAGUGCAGUUAUGUAGAUGUGUAUAUGAAGUGGAAGAAAGACCCUUACUAUGAUUCUAUUGAGUCCAUCCACAGGUCCAUAGAGCUCAAACCGCUGAUCUCUCUCAAAAAUUGCAUAGCCCGAGAUCCUAAUGGAUGCAUACCAAUAUCGGCUGUGUCAAAGAGGGGAGUAGAAUUGGGAGUACCCAUGAAGGUUUCUAGGUUUCUCAGACAGUUCCCAUCUGUAUUUGAAGAGUAUACUGGGCCCCAGUAUAAUCUUCCAUGGUUCAGGCUGACCCCAGAAGCUGUCGCGCUCGACAGGGAAGAGAGUGCAGUUUAUGAGGAUCAAAAGUCAGAGAUUAGAGAAAGGUUGAAGAAAUUGAUAUUGAUGAGUAGGGAGAAGAGGCUUCCUUUGAAGAUAAUUCAGGGAAUGCAGUGGUACUUAGGGUUGCCUGAUGUUUUUCUGCGAGACCUGGUGGCAAAUCUUGACGAAUCUUUUAGAUUUGUGGAGAUGGAAGAUGAAAUGAUGGGAUUGGCUGUUGAGUCAAAGGAAAGGGUCUUGUCUGUGAUGCAGAGAAACACUAUAAAGAGAGGAAUUUACUAUGAGGGAUCUGAAAGGACAAUUGAAUUCCCUAUGUUUCCAUCAAAGGGCUUGAGGUUGAGGAGAAAGAUUGCAAAUUGGUUAGAUGAGUUCCAGAAGCUUCCAUAUGUUUCCCCCUAUGAAGACUUUUUGCAUUUGGAUCCAAACAGUGAUAUAUCAGAGAAAAGGAUUGUGGGUGUAAUUCAUGAGUUACUCAGCAUAUUUGUGGAGCAUUCAGCUGAGAGGAAGAAGCUCCUCUGCCUACGUAAGUAUCUGGGUUUGCCCCAGAAAUUUCACAAGGCAUUUGAGCGGCAUCCCCAUAUGUUCUACUUGUCUUUGAGGAACAAGACCUGCACAGCAAUUCUCAAAGAGGCGUAUAACGAUAAGUUUGCCAUAGAUACCCAUCCCCUCUCAAAGGUGAGGAAAAAGUAUAUCAAGUUGAUGAAGAAAUCAGAGGUUAUUUUGAAGAAUAGAAGGCUGAAGAACCGGACUGUUGAUAUUGGAAAUGUGGAUUUAGAUUUGGACUUGGGCUGCGUAGACACAGACACAGGCAAAAUAGCAGAGGUUUCUUUGUAAAUGUUAUUGCAAAAUGUAUUUAGAGUAGGCAUGCUUUAGCUUUAAAAAAAAAGAGAGAAUAUGGGAGAGCCUUUCUUUUUGGAAUUGAAAAAAAAAAGAGCUAAAUUAUUGAUGGUUUGUUAGAAGAUUUUUUGUCUAAGAAAUAAGAUUACUUCUAUAGUGCAUGGAC
Molecule: messenger RNA, 2459 nt
Organism: Malania oleifera
Lineage: Eukaryota; Viridiplantae; Streptophyta; Magnoliopsida; Santalales; Ximeniaceae
Product: protein WHAT'S THIS FACTOR 9, mitochondrial
Exons: 2
Coding region: 1109-2290 (393 amino acids)
Molecular function (GO): RNA binding
Source: RefSeq, a predicted model, not a curated record